This is a messenger RNA of Salmo salar (Atlantic salmon), 10195 nucleotides long. RefSeq names its product FHF complex subunit HOOK interacting protein 1B (gene fhip1b). Gene Ontology annotation, biological process: endosome to lysosome transport; lysosome organization; endosome organization. The record is from RefSeq and is a predicted model, not a curated record. NCBI's taxonomy places the organism in Eukaryota, Metazoa, Chordata, Actinopteri, Salmoniformes, Salmonidae. Gene Ontology annotation, cellular component: FHF complex.
CAUAGCGUCCCUUGCGUGUGGGUGUGUGACCACUGAUGUAUGUAUGUGUGACAGAGGAAGAUGGCAGCGAAAAGAGAGAAUGAUUGUGAAAUCAGAACAUGGUUUGUUGUUGUCUAAAAUAAUAAUCUAUGCGACAAAGUAUACAUUUUUUAGGCGAUCUUGUUUGCGUUCGUGGCUCCAUUUUUACAGUACACCCUGAUUGACUGACAGUGGAAUUGCCCGUAUAGCAACCGUUAGCAUUUUGGCUAGCCAGCAAGCUAAAGUUGUUUCGUGGAAAUCACUGCUCCAAAGCAGCUUGCCAUUUUUUUGGGGGGGGGGCGAAAGUACUGCAAACCUACCCGUGGUGGUUGACUUUCAGUCCUGGGAGAGCAGUUGGGGCUAAGGAAGACUAAGCCAAUCGCUGCUGGUUGGUGACUUCCUUGAAAAGCCAGCGUUGGACUGGAGCAGCCAGCUAGGGCCAUGAGUCAGGGCUUCCUCCUCCCUCUGUGGACCAGAGCCAAAAUGGAGGUUUAGCCCAGACAGACGCUGAGCAAGUGUUCAGUGCUGCGGGUCCUCUGCCUAGGCAUGGAGUGGUGUUGGCUGCAGACUGGAUGACAGGGUCUUCAGGGAGAGCCGACGCGCGUCCCCCUGCACAGACACCCAACCCCCUAACUGACCACCGCUGACCCGUUACCACGGUGACACUGACACCGAAGAUGAGCUGGCUGAGCCGGCUGACCCCUCGAGGUCCGGGGGGCAGGUCCAGUCGGAACGUAGCACCCUCCAGUCCCUGUACUGCUGACCCAGAAACCUGCCUCAUGGUGUUUGAGAACCACUGGAGACAGGUGUCCUGGGUGCUGGAGCAGCGGGAUCCGUCAAGCUCUAGCGAUGACCUCACCGCGGUGCGGAACCACACCGACCAGAUGCUGUGCCUCCUGGCCGAGGAGCGACCGGGGGAGUGUGAGGGGCCCCCCGGGGCGGUAACGUCCGGUAACGUCCCCCCCGUUGGCCCCAUCCUGGACCUGGUGGUGACUGAGAACGUCCUGGAGCGUGUGGUGCAGUGGCACCUGAGGCGUGGCCUGGACACCGACAGCCAGGGGGCGCUACUCAAGUUGUUUGAGAUGCUGAUAGGCCAGUCUCAGCAGCCCUUGCUCCAACACAAGGCGGUGCUGCAACCUCUACUGGGCCUGCUGGGAGCCUGUGCUGAGCCCCAGCUGGGCUGCCCUCCCUCUCUGGAGAACAGCCUAGUGCUGCUGCUCAACCAGAUCUGUGUGUCCAUGGCGCGUGCUCCUGCUGUGUUGGAGCUGUUGUUCAGGACCGCCCCAGCCCAACACGGUCCUACCAACCUGCUCAUCUUCUCUCUGCUGGUUCCCUUCAUCCACCGUGACGGGGCCAUCGGACAGCAGGCCCGCGACGCCCUCCUCCUCGUCAUGGCAACCUCCGCCAGCAACCAGGGCGUGGCACGCUACAUUGCAGAGAACUCCUACUUCUGCCCGGUGCUGGCCACGGGCCUGAGUGCUCUCUACUCCUCCCUGCCGAGGAAGAUAGAGGUACGGGGGGAUGACUGGCAUGCUCUGCGUAGGGAGGACUGGAUGGGCGUGUCCUCUCUGGUGCUCUUCAUGAACUCUCUGGAGUUCUGUAACGCUGUCAUCCAGGUGGCUCACCCCCUGGUCCGCAGACAGCUGGUCGACUACGUUCACAACGGCUUCCUGGUCCCUGUCAUGGGACCCGCCCUACACAAGUCAUCUGUAGAUGAGAUGAUAGCCAGUACAGCCUACCUGGACCUGUUCCUGCGCAGCGUCACGGAAACGUCUCUCCUUAAAACCUUCCUGCGUUUUAUCCUCAUGCAUCGCCACGACAACGACACCAUCCUGGACACGUUGCUAACUCGCAUCAGCAGCAACUCAAGGCUGUGUAUGGUGUCUUUGAGCCUGUUUAGGACUCUACUCUCUCUCAACUGUGAAGACCUCAUGUUGCAGCUCGUUCUCAGGUAUCUGCUGCCCUGUACCCAUGUGAUGUUGAGUCAGAGGCGUGCUGUCAGGGACACUGAUCUCUAUGGUAAAUCAGCUGACAAGUUCCUGUCCCUCAUCCCAGACUGCUGCCGUCUGAGCACAGUGCCCUCUGCUGAGCAGGAGGAAGAACCUGCCCUUUGGGGGAAAGUCCUGAACAGUCCCAGCUCAGAGUCUCCAGUACACCACAAACCCAGCACUCCGUCCCGCUUGGCCCUCUUCAUGCGCCAGCAGAGCACUGGAGGAGGGCCCUCCUCCCCCACCGAGACGGUCCCCUUGUCGCCUGGUGCCGGCCCCAACACCCCCCUGUCCCCAGAUAGCCCCAUGCACCCCGUCCCAGAGGGGCUGGACUGGGAGUUGGGAUACCUGGAGUACCUCAGGGACGCACGUAGGGGGGUAGAGCUGUGCUCUUGGGCCUGCCGGAACUGGUCAGCCCCCUACGACGGAGAGGACCCCUCACCCAACACGGCCCCUCUACCGCCCCCGCCCCCCACCUCCAACCCCUCCCUGGCCAUGUUCCCAGAGCACUUCUCCUUCCAGCAGGGAGGAGGAGGAGGUGGAGGUAGUACCUCCCCCGGCCAGCAGAGGGCAGCGGUGGUGGCAGCAGCGCGGUCAGAGUGGAGCAGUACAGAGAGGGAUAGUGGAGAGUGGGACGUCACCAUCGGUAAGAACAGCUGUAUCAGCCUCACACCCCGCACCAAGAAACGCAGCCUGCAGAGAGAGGAUGUCCCCCUCCCCAAACCUCUCCAUCUCCCUCCUGAUUCUGCCUCCCUUCCUGACCCCUCCGCUGCUCCCCACCUCCACUCCGCCCCCACCAAGGGCCCUCAGCAGGCCAUCAUCAAUGGAACGUUGUUGGGGGGGCAGGGGGACGGGUGUAGGGACAGCCAGGAUGGAGGGAUGGAAGUUAAGAAGGUGAAGAGAGAGUUGGGUGAGCAGCGGCACCCUGCUGGCGGGGACUCUAGUCAGAACGGGGGGGUGGGUGCCUGCCCUGCCCCUGCCCAGUCCUGCAGGUCCCUACAGGGCUUCUACAGUGAAGGGAAUGGGUCUGUGGAAAGCUCCAGAGGUCUUCCACCACACAAACCGAGUCACACCCAGACUCAGUCUGCUCCGCUGCUCUCAGAACCCCGUACCAACUCCUCCAACGACAGGCUGACCCUCCAUGCUGCAGCACCCGGCCCUGGAUCGGGACCUCCUGAGGCAAUCUUUAACCAGUCAGAAGCAGUGGAGCGACUGAUCUCUGAGCUCCUAGAUGGGGCUGGGCCUUGGGAGGGGGGCCAGCAGGGGCCUGGGGACUCCAACGGCCAGGGCAUCAGCAUCGAAGCCUUCACCCAGGAACUCCGGGAGCUGGAGGAGAGGGUGAGGGAGAGGAGCAGGGGGGUGGGGCUGCUCAGACAGCUGGAGGAGACCACCAGAGAUCCCCACUCAGAGGAACCACCGCCCCCCUCUCCCCUGGACGCUGACCUGAUGGGGAGUGGGGUAGGGGCUGGAGUUGUGGGGGUGUUCAGCCCUGCCAGGCCUCUAGGACAGCCAUCCUCUCAGCCCUACACAGGUCCGUUCAUGGUGGUUCUGUUUGCCAAGCUGGAAAACAUGCUCCAGAACUCUCUGUAUGUAAACAUCCUGUUGACGGGUAUUCUGGGCCAGCUUGCCUGCUACCCUCAGCCCCUGCUCCGAUCUUUCCUCCUCAACACCAACAUGGUGUUCCAGCCCAGCGUCAAGUCUCUUAUACAGGUCCUGGGCUCAGUGAAGAACCGCAUCGAGACGUUUGCAGCGUCCCAUGAGGAUUUCCCUGCCAUGCUGAAGAAAGCCCAGCGCUACCUGGCGGCCAGGGGCAAGGUGGAUUGGGCUGACUCACCCAUGGGGAUGCCCACACUGAGACGCUCUGAUUCUCUGGUGAAGAGCCGGAAACCCUCACUAGGCGACCUGAUCCUUCGCCACACCAACAGCCCCACGCGGGCACGCCACGCCGCCCAGCUCGCCCUGGCCCAUGUACGAGACGGCGGCCAAUCGCUGCACAGUGCCCUGUUCCGGGGCGGGUCAGGGGCGUCGGGGCUGGAGAAGCAGGCAGAGGCUCUGAGGGUGAAGAACGCCGUCUACUGCGCCGUCAUCUUCUCUGAGUUCCUCAAGGAGCUGGCCGCUCUGGCCCAGGAGCACGCUGUCUCCAUGCCCUUCCUUCAGAGCCACGACACUGAGGAGUGAUGCUGUCUGUCUCCAUGCCCUUCCUUCAGAGCCACGACACUGAGGAGUGAUGCUGUCUGUCUCCAUGCCCUUCCUCCAGAGCCACGACACUGAGGAGUGAUGCUGUCUGUCUCCAUGCCCUUCCUCCAGAGCCACGACACUGAGGAGUGAUGCUGUCUGUCUCCAUGCCCUUCCUUCAGAGCCACGACACUGAGGAGUGAUGCUGUCUGUCUCCAUGCCCUUCCUCCAGAGCCACGACACUGAGGAGUGAUGCUGUCUGUCUCCAUGCCCUUCCUUCAGAGCCACGACACUGAGGAGUGAUGCUGUCUGUCUCCAUGCCCUUCCUCCAGAAGAUUGAGAAGCAUUGGAUUGGUUGUAAGCGUUGUCAAUCUAGUGUACAUGAAGUCUGGGGCUGUAUCCACAAAGAGUCUAAAAGACAGUGGUUAGGAUAGGACAGGUAGACUGACACACGAGACAGUGGUUAGGAUAGGAUAGGUUGACUGACACACGAGACAGUGGUUAGGAUAGGACAGGUGACUGACACACGAGACAGUGGUUAGGAUAGGACAGGUGACUGACACGAGACAGUGGUUAGGACAGGUAGACUGACACACGAGACAGUGGUUAGGAUAGACAGGUAGACUGACACACGAGACAGUGGUUAGGAUGGGACAGGUAGACUGACACACGAGACAGUGGUUAGGAUAGACAGGUAGACUGACACAUGAGACAGUGGUUAGGAUGGGACAGGUAGACUGACACACGAGACAGUGGUUAGGAUGGGACAGGUAGACUGACACACGAGACAGUGGUUAGGACGGGACAGGUAGACUGACACACGAGACAGUGGUUAGGACGGGACAGGUAGACUGACACACGAGACAGUGGUUAGGAUAGGACAGGUAGACUGAAACAAGACAGCGGUUAGGAUAGGACAGGUAGAAUGACGGUGAACUAGCAUCGGUUUAGAAUUUUAAAUCGUAAUGAAUAAGAUUGUAUGAACAGAUCCUAGAUCGGCACUCCUCCUCUAGGACACUGACCAUGUAUGAACAGAUCCUAGAUCAGCACUCCUCCUCUAGGACACUGACCAUGUAUGGACAGAUCCUAGAUCAGCACUCCUCCUCUGGGACGCUGUGACCAUGUAUGGACAGAUCCUAGAUCAGCACUCCUCCUCUGGGACGCUGUGACCAUGUAUGGACAGAUCCUAGAUCGGCACUCCUCCUCUAGGACACUGACCAUGUAUGGACAGAUCCUAGAUCGGCACUCCUCCUCUAGGACACUAUGACCAUGGGCCCUGACCUCAUGGUGCAGCUACCAUUUACUCCCUUCCACCUGCAGGGGGCAAAGUGGAGCACUGAUGGGGCUAAGCGCUGCAGUGAAGAGACGAGAGGAAGGGAGGGGGACAGUUCAUUCGGACAAUGUGAAAUCAAGAAUAUAUAUAUAUACUUCUCUACACUACCACCCUGCUAUGGUAUGUACACUACACACCACUCUCCAAGAUCUACAUAUAUAUAUAUAUCUGUAGAUCUUGGAGAGUGGUCUGUAGUGUACAUACCAUAGCAGGGUGGUAGUGUAGAGAAGUAUAUAUAUAUGUACAUGGUGCUGAGUCAACUCUUUCCACUCUCCCCUCUAGUGAAUGAUGCUCAUCAGACAUGUUAAAGCUUCCGUCUUUUAGAAAAUCUGACAACAACAACAAGAAAAGACCCACAACCUUAAAUUUUCCCUGUGCGGUACAGAAUUUGCGGAGCGUUGAAACUGUUUAAGUAAACUCUGAUACUCAGCUUUUGAUCAUCUCAACUGUAGUGGACACAACAGGAAGGGAACUGACCAAUGGGCUCAGAGCAUCUCAAGAAGACAAACCUUUUUGUUUUUAAACUCAUCACCUCCGCUUGUGAGAUUUAACAGCAAGGGGGAGAGGGGGUGGUCUGGAAAAAGGGGUGACAAGAGAAAGGACCCCCCCCGUACUGUGUACUGGAAAACUAAAGUGGAUUUUGAUAUUUGUAUUUACAACCUCUGUUCUUGCUUUAUCAUUUUAGUUUUAAUUGUAUUAUUUUUUUAUAUAUAUAAAUGAAACAUUUUUAAGACCUAUCAAUGUCAUGUGGGAGCAAAAUAUGCGUGUGCACCGUGCAUUCUAUGGUCAUGUACCUGGUGUUGCCAGUCUAUAUGGUCAUGUACCUGGUGUUGCCAGUCUAUUUGGUCAUGUACCUGGUGUUGCCAGUCUAUAUGGUCAUGUACCUGGUGUUGCCAGUCUAUUUGGUCAUGUACCUGGUGUUGCCAGUCUAUAUGGUCAUGUACCUGGUGUUGCCAGUCUAUUUGGUCAUGUACCUGGUGUUGCCAGUCUAUAUGGUCAUGUACCUGGUGUUGCCAGUCUAUAUGGUCAUGUACCUGGUGUUGCCAGUCUAUAUGGUCAUGUACCUGGUGUUGCCAGUCUAUAUGGUCAUGUACCUGGUGUUGCCAGUCUAUUUGGUCAUGUACCUGGUGUUGCCAUAGGAAAGGCUGUGUUUCUGUCCUGUUGUAUAAAAAAACACUGCAGUGCUUAAAGGUGUGUGUACUACAAAGCAGGAUCAAUGAGUUAGCCAGGCCUAAAUAUUCUGAAACGUUUUCUUUUUUUAGAAGGAUAACCUUGAAAUUGGCUCAACCAAAACUUGUAUCCAAGUUUAGAUUUCUUAAUGAAUUAGAAUAGCAAUAGUUAUUUCUGGUUGCUUAUCAAAGUUAGCUGGCUAACUCAUUGAUCCUGCUUUGUAGAGUAUACUUCUCUGAAGGUUCAGUGUGGGACAGAGGAUGGGAAGGUUAAUCGGUAGUCUGAGACUGGGAGAAAACCUCAUGCUCGUUGCUUUCAACCUCCCUUCUCUCGUGCUGGUUUUACUCGGGAGAUAUUGGUUCCUCUAAAAGCUUUACAUUUGUUUAAUGUGACUACAUUUAUCACAUUUAGUUUCCUGUUUGCAAUUAACCAAACUGACGUUCCAUCCAUCAAAUCUGUUGUGAGAAAUAGGCUACACAGUUUUGUUUGGGCUCUCUAAACCCUGGGAGAAUAGGGUCCCAGUCCUAAGAGCCAUUAUCAGUUUACGCUGGCUAUCUAUACUGAAAGGCCAUAUUUCUGUUCGGGGGGGUGGGGCAACUGUUGCAAGGGAAAGAUACUGUAGAUCUAUCACCUAGGCUAGGAACAUGGAAUUCAAAAACAUAGAACAGUCACCCCAACCGUUCUAUAAUGGAACAUAGAACUGUCAUGAUAACCUAGUCUGAGUACCAGUCUCUCUUAGCUAACAUUCCACUCCUUGCCGUUACCAUCUUUGGCACGUGACAUGGAGUAUUUUGCUACACCCGCAAUAACAUCUGCUAAACACGUGUACGUUAACAAUUAAUAUGUUGAUUUGAUUUGUGUAUAGGGAGUGGAUACGCUAGAGGCUGGUACCCAGGCUAAUGAUAACCUUGGAGCUAGCCUAACUAAGAGACUGGUACCCAGGCUAAUGAUAACCUUGGAACUAGCCUAACUAAGAGACUGGUACCCAGGCUAAUGAUAACCUUGGAGCUAGCCUAACUAAGAGACUGGUAGCCAGGCUAAUUAUAACCUUGGAGCUAGCCUAACUAAGAGACUGGUACCCAGGCUAAUGAUAACCUUGGAGCUAGCCUAACUAAGAGACUGGUAGCCAGGCUAAUGAUAACCUUGGAACUAGCCUAACUAAGCGCGAUGCGGUCUUAAACAGUAAUACUUAACCUUACAUAGGUAAUAUACAUAUCUAAAAGGUGUCAUUCUGAGGUACCAAGUAAAUAUGGGACCUUUUUCUUCUCUCUGGGAAACUAGUCUGUAGAAAGUUUAACCAUGUCAGUGUUUCCAUGGAUCUAAUAUUGAUUAAUAUGCGUCGUGUUGAGAAGCUAGCCGCCCACACAGUGUUUGAAGCUUUGCCAAGACACUUUAAUUACUUUCAUUUCCUUUUUUUAUUUUUUAUCUAGGGUUUGAGGUUGUGUGUGUGUGUGUGUGUGUGUGUGUGUGUGUGUGUGUGUGUGUGUGUGUGUGUGUGUGUGUGUGUGUGUGUGUGUGUGUGUGUGAAAGUCCAUCUCUAACCCUGUCUCUAUAUUGUCAGUAACUUGGCUCAACAUUCUCUCUGGUCUGUCAGUGAAAUAACUGUUUUUUGCCAUUUUUUUUCAGAACAUCUGUCAGAAUUUAAAUGGAUAUGCCAAAACUCUGGUCGACAGGUACGACUUUUGACGUUUGAGGAAAGCCAUGGCUACAAUAAGUCCCCUUAAUAUCCUACGCUGUUACUCUUAUUCUGGGCAUGUAUAACUCUCAAGAAUUGACGAUAUUCCCCAAGUCCUCGAACAGCUACAUCCAGAUGUUUUGAAGAGGAAAAAAAUACAGUAAUUCAAUAAAAAGAUAUAUGAACAAAAAAAUCUAUGAGAAGUCGCUAGUUCCACAAGUAGGUUCUGGGUAAUCUGUGCUAGACUGAGACUAGAGAAUCAAGCUGUUUCUAUGUUGAAGAGAGAGGGAGAGAGUAAAUUACUGCAGUGUUUUCCAAAACAACAUCCGUCCCUUCAGCUGUCCAUAUCCAUACCUUCUGUCUCUGUUCGUUCACCUCCGAUGUAUCCCCUUUCAUUCACUUUUAUUUUGUCUCAAUACAUUGUGCAAGAGAAAAGGAUUUUACAGUUGGUGACCCCUCUUAAGGUCACGAACUGUACCCUGGCAAUGACCAAAUGAUUAUCUCUUAACCGUUAUCUAUUUCAUUUGAUCAGACAUCAAAUCAGUCACUCUUAACUCCGAUUUUAACUUUGUAUGAAUAUUUUUCUGUGAAAGAAUUGCUUGUUAAAGGUGUGUGAGUUAGUUUCACUGUCCUUUUUAUUACAGUUCACUGUUCUCUUGAAGCAACCCCCAUCCACAAGAACGCAAACCUAUAAUAAGUGUUGAGUUAAAUACAUCUGGGUUUCGGGGUGGCUACAGACAGUAGCUGGAUCAGGUGUUUUCAACAUGUUAGCAUUUUCAUUUUCCUUUUAUUGUAAAUUAAGAAAUUCAAGCAACUAUUUCAAUUGUAUUGAUUGGUGAUUUGUGAGCGUGUUCAGCUCUUUCCAGGUUUUGUCGUGUGUGUGUGUGUGUGUGUGUGGCAGCAGUAGUCUUCCUCAGCCAUGCAUCUCUCUCCCUCAUACAACCAUCUCUCUGGAACUGCCAGUCAGCCACUCCACAUAAUGCCAUGCAUCUCUCUCUGGAACUGCCAGUCAGCCACUCCACAUAAUGCCAUGCAUCUCUCUCUGGAACUGCCAGUCAGCCACUCCACAUAAUGGCAUGCAUCUCUCUCUGGAACUGCCAGUCAGCCACUCCACAUAAUGCCAUGCAUCUCUCUCUGGAACUGCCAGUCAGCCACUCCACAUAAUGCCAUGCAGUCGAGGUUUGAAAAAUAUCCUCUGAUGUAACUUCCUGACUUCCUAUUAUAUUUACUGCCUAUCAUAUUCAAACUGUGUUGGAGAGGAUGUUGUUACCGUUCCAAAUGACAAGAAACCACAAGAGAGCUGAACGGCUCAUUGUGAUUAUCUCAUCAAUGAGCUGAUGAGGAUGGAUUUAUGGUUCUCAUCACUAGUGUGUGUGUGUGUGUGUCUGUGUGUGUGUGUGUAUUUUUUUUUUUAAAGAUUUAAGUUUCAAACUAUUUUGAUUAUGUUUCAUUUUUCUGGGAAUUGUCUGUCAGCUGUUCUUUCUUACUUUUUUUUCUUCCUGUAUUGUGAAAUGAUAGAUCUCUCCUGGAAUCUAUGCAAAUAUGUUCUGGUGUCCUAACGCCAAGGCUGAAACGGGAGAUAGACUGAGUUAACCUGUAAAUAAUGUAUAAACCAAUGGGUCUUUAGAAAUACAGGGGCAUAUGCAUUAAUCAAGAGGACUGAAUGAAACACAUGCGAAAUGAAUGUCUGAAAUAUUUUUAUAAUUUAAGAGAGGGAAAGAUAAAAAAAAAAAACAUGAAUCAAAAACAAGAACUUUGUGGGGAAAUAUCUGUAAGAAACACACAAAAAAUAAAGGGAACGUUUUUAUUCAUUUAUAAAUGUUUUACCUAGCCAUA